Populus euphratica (Euphrates poplar) is the source of this 517-nucleotide messenger RNA. RefSeq lists its product as uncharacterized. NCBI's taxonomy places the organism in Eukaryota, Viridiplantae, Streptophyta, Magnoliopsida, Malpighiales, Salicaceae. The record is from RefSeq and is a predicted model, not a curated record. Bases 118 to 477 code for a protein of 119 amino acids. The transcript is spliced from 2 exons.
CCUCAACCAUCUUAAGUACGUUGGAGUUGACUUUAUUACCUGUUGAUUCCUCUCAUAUGAAAUAUUUCACCCUGGUUAAGCACCAUUUCAUGCUUUUUUCUUGCAGGUUUCUUUGCAAUGACUGAGCGCAAAAUGCAUGAUAACAGGUUCCAACGGAAAUGGGUAAUGUGCCCAACAUGUCGGCAGCAUACUGAUUUUGGGAAUAUUGCGUAUGCCGAUGAUAGACAGGACAAAUCUUGUAGUUCUUCCAUGCUGGAUGCAAUUCAAGGCUGUGAAAAAACUGAAGUGUCUUUGGCUGUUCAAGGUUCAUAUGGAACAAAGGUUGAAGCAGUCACUAGAAGAAUCUUGUGGAUAAAGUCUUCAGAUCCUAAAGCAAAGGUUCUGGUAUUUUCAAGUUGGAAUGAUGUCCUUGAUGUGUUAGAGCAUGCUUUCAAUGCUAAUGAAAUCACCUAUAUCCGGAUGAAAGGAGGAAGGUAGAUAAAUCUCUUGAUCAUCUUAUGUAUGUUUUUUUAUAGUU